Molecule: messenger RNA, 1329 nt
Organism: Paramecium primaurelia
Lineage: Eukaryota; Ciliophora; Oligohymenophorea; Peniculida; Parameciidae
Source: the annotation of a GenBank genome assembly
AUGAAAAUCCUCAUAAUUUUGACAAGUUUUGUCUCUGGCUUAAUAUUCUAUGAUACCAACGUAUUCAAAGGUUUCGAUGAUUAUUUUGAUACUACUUUUAUUUGCUAAUCUAAUUCAAUAACUAGUUCAAUAUUCUUUUCAGAUUCCUUUCCUAAUAUUCCAAAAGUAAUUAUAACCCUAGAAAAAGUUGAUAUGUGGUAUACAAAUGCAUAAUUUUUUUUAGAAGUCACAAAUAUACAACUUACAUGUAAAUAUAAAUAAUUUCAUAAAUUUAGAUUUUGAUCUAACAAUUUCAUGUUCAAAUAACAGAGUAUAUGCUGUAAGAGUUAAAUGGUAUGCUAUUUGGGGAAAUAGUUAUCAAGUGAUAAAUUAUAUCAGUACAUCUUCAAUUGUAAAUAUGACUUUUCCACAUACAUUGAGUAAUGCAAAAAAUGGAUUUGUAAGUUUAACUGGUUUUUCAUACACCGGCAAUUUUGAUUUCUUACUUAAAGUAAAUAAAUUCCUAUGAUAAUAUUUUCAGAUUAGUGAAUUGAUAAGUUCGUCGGUUUCUGUUGAAAUCAAUUCAGAAGAUUUUACAUUCUUAAAUCUAAAUAAAAUUGGUUAUUAAGUUGUCAUAACUGAAGAUGAUAUAAUUAAUCUAGGAUUAUAAAGUUCUCUUGGGUAAUAUACUAGUUAGCCAAUCUACAUAUUAUCUGAAUCAAGGUUCGUUUUUAAUCUUUAAGGUCUUAAAUAUUAUACCUCAGAUAACAUAAGGCUAAACCUAACAUAUACUAAUGAUUCUAAUUCUAAUACCUUAAGUUAUUAAUUUGGCACAUGUAUUUAUUUUUUUUUAUUUUAGGGGAUGGGGCAGAUACUGGAAGUUAUCAUACUUAACUUUUGUUACACUAUUAAUGUAAGUACUUUAGUUGCAUUAAGAUAAAAACUUAAAGAAGAUUAGUAUCAAAUAUAAAUGAUUUACCAGAUAAGAUAAUUAAUUUCAUUAAUUUGAAUCACUAAUAUAAUAAUAUCGGAUAAUUUGAACUUAUAGUGAAUUAAAGGCUACCCUAUAUGUAAAUAGAGGUUUCUGUAAAAUGCUUUAUAGGAAAAGUAAUUCAAAGUUCAAUUCAUUAAAAGAAUAACUGUGAUCCCUCAUAAAUGCAAGUUAUUAAAUAUAAAUGUUUAAAAAAUUACAAUUUCAUAAUUUUCAAUUUAGGAUUCACUUCUUUUAGCUCUGCAUCCUAUAAAUUUAAGAUUAUAAUUACAACUUAGAGUAUUGAAUUAAUUCAAGUACUAUAGAAUUAAGUAGAAUUAGAGUAGCAACUUAUGAAGAUCGAAUAGUUAGAAUUGUGA